Plodia interpunctella (Indianmeal moth) is the source of this 2327-nucleotide messenger RNA. RefSeq names its product zinc finger protein 32-like. The record is from RefSeq and is a predicted model, not a curated record. The coding region runs from base 398 to 1804 and encodes 468 amino acids. The transcript has 6 exons. Gene Ontology annotation, biological process: regulation of transcription by RNA polymerase II. Gene Ontology annotation, molecular function: RNA polymerase II cis-regulatory region sequence-specific DNA binding; DNA-binding transcription factor activity, RNA polymerase II-specific; zinc ion binding. NCBI's taxonomy places the organism in Eukaryota, Metazoa, Arthropoda, Insecta, Lepidoptera, Pyralidae. Gene Ontology annotation, cellular component: nucleus.
GUCGAUGUCACCGUUUUUCAGCAGUCAUGUCAAAAUGACCAAAAAACAAGAUUUCUGUGGGGGCGCUACUAGACUUUGAAAAAUACAUUAAUAUUAGCUUUUAGAUUUUAAUUCAAUUUUUUGCCACGUAGCUGACUUCAGUUCCAGAGUAUAUUGGUGCUCGUGCAAGUGUCUCCAUUCAAUAAUCUAAGGAAAGGAGACAUCCUCGAGUUUGCGCAUUUGUUUCUAAGAUGAGAUCGUACUUUCGAAAAAUAUCAAUAAUGAAGUAUACAAUACUCAACAACGCUAUCUUGCCACGCGCAUGCGUUGUCGUUCACCGGGUAGACAAAAUGGAAAAAUCAUUACAGUAUACUUUCGAACUGUGUUAGAUAUAGCCCUAGUUUAACAUUUAUUCGGAAUGGGUGAAGAGGAGAUUAAAAAAAGCUUUGAAAGAUGUUGUCGCCUUUGUGCAGAAGAACAGGAAGUCACUUUAAUGAUUUUUGGUGAAGAAGCUAAGGCUAUGCUUCUCCAUAGCAAGCUAAAUAAAUAUCUAAUGAUUGAGGUUGACCAAGAUGACAAACUCCCCAAAAAUAUUUGUAUCUCAUGUUGCUCUACACUACAGACUGUUUGUAACUUUAUAGAUUCCGCUAGAAGUGCACAAGAAGUUCUUUUAAACCGCUGCUCCAUGGUGGAACAAUUUGUUGCUGAACAAAAAUUAACUGUGAAGUCUGAACCAAAAUCUGACAAUGGAGAUAAUUGUGAUGAUGAAAAUAAAUUUACUGAAAUGGAAAUAAGUGUAGAUCCUAUGAUGGUUUUACAAAACUCUGAAAGAAUAAUGUCACCAGAUGAUUUAUUAGAUAAUGAUUCAAAUUCAUCUAGUGAACCAAACCAUACUUAUAUAACCCAAGAUGUUACACAUAUGCACAGUGUGGACCAAGAAACUGUUACUAUUAAACUUAUAAGAAAAGAUGUUACACCAGAUCAAAUAUUGAAGCCAUUUCCCUGUUUGUCAUGUGAUAGGAGCUUUUUAACUGAAAUUGCAUUAAAAAACCAUUCUUGGAUUCAUUGCAAUGGAGAUGACAAAUGUUUCAGAUGUAAUUCAUGUGAGGCAGGUUUUGAUUAUAAAAGUGAUUUGAUUGCACACAUAAAAGAGCAUAAAUUAAGUGGUCUGUGCACAAUAUGUGGACGAUGUUUCAGGUCAGAAAAGAAUUUAAUUGCCCAUAUGGCAGCACAUGAAAUUGAUGGAAAAUCAUACAACUGCAACAUCUGCAAACGCUCUUACAACACUUUGAGCAAUCUUAAAACUCAUAGUGUAACACAUAGUACAGAGAGGCCUUAUCAAUGUCAUUUGUGUAAGAAAAGUUUCAAGAGGAAUCAAGAUUUAAAGUUCCACAUCAACCUGCAUAGUGGGGAAAAGCCAUACAAAUGUCCAUUUUGUGAAAAAAGCUUUGCCAGUUCAGGCAACUGUUAUUCUCACAGGAAUCGUAUGCAUCCUGGCAGACGUGUAGAUUCAAAGAUGCGACGAUACGGUGCUGUGUCACGAGAAAACCUACCACUUUCAUACAAACCGAUUGCACCUAAGCCUCAAAUUAAUUCUGUCAAAGGAAUUGUCAAGUAUCAGUGCACUAUAUGUGAUCACAGUUUCAUGAAAAGGGAUAACUUUACAUACCAUAUGUAUCAACAUACAGGAGAGAAACCAUUCCAGUGUACAUUGUGCCCAGAAAAAUUUGUUACACGAAGAGGAUUGCUCAUACACCACAAUAAAGAACAUCCUGGAAAAGACAGACCACUGGCCUUGAUAUCUAAAAAUAUAUUGUUAAAAUAGUCGCCUGUUGCAAAUUGGCUUGAUACCUAAUGUAACUCCAAUUAGAUAAAAAAAUCAAUGUGCUUUACAAUAAUGAUAGUUACCUGGGAGUAAAAAUAUAAUGGAAAAAAUAAUUCAUAUAAAACACGAAAAUUGAUUAAUGUUAUAUAUUAGUUCUCAUUAAGUCCAUAAAGCUAUAGGUAAAACUGGAUCCGGUACUCACAACAAGUUAUGAUCUAAAGCACAUCUCUACAUGCAUUGCUAUCUCUGUCAUCUGUAGCUCGAUCUCCUUUUUGCGCGGUAAAAUGUUUAACUAUGUGAUGCUGCAAGUUACACACUACGAUCGGAGUAUAUAUCGAAGAGAUAGCAAUAUAUUAUGUAUCUUACAUAAAAAAGUUCUGGAGAGUGCUGUAAAAAAGAAUUUUUGACGUUUGGAAAUAUCUGUUUUGAUUUUGACUCUAGGGCAACUACCAUAUUCCGUAUUUUACAACCGCAAUGUAUUUCUGAGAGCAAAGUAUAUUAUGCGUGAGUGAUUGUUACAUUU